Messenger RNA from Panicum virgatum (switchgrass), 1417 nucleotides. Its product is annotated as gamma-glutamyl peptidase 3-like. The coding region runs from base 145 to 1200 and encodes 351 amino acids. NCBI's taxonomy places the organism in Eukaryota, Viridiplantae, Streptophyta, Magnoliopsida, Poales, Poaceae. The transcript has a single exon. Gene Ontology annotation, cellular component: cytosol. The record is from RefSeq and is a predicted model, not a curated record.
AUCAUCACAGUUCACAAGCUCGAAGAACUCGAAGGCCGAAGCACGCAGCUCAGAGUGUGAAUCGAAGCUCGAAUAGCUAGCUACUACUAGCUGAUCGAGUAGCUUCUGUGUUCUGUCCACAGCAAGCCCGGCCCACAACUAACGAUGGCGGUGGCGGCGAAGACGACGAUGCCCGUGGCAGCCGGGAGCGGCCGGAGGCGGUACGCGCUGCUGCUGGCGCUGUGGGACUCGGAGUACGCAAAGAAUGUGUACGGCGGGUACCGGAACGUCUUCGUCGCCGCGUUCGGGGAGGAGGGCGAGAGGUGGGACUGCUUCCGCGUGAUUGCCGGCGAGUUCCCGGCGCCGGAGGACCUGGCGUCGUACGACGGCUUCGUGGUCAGCGGCAGCCCGCACGACGCGUACGGCGAGGAGCCCUGGGUCCGCCGCCUCUGCGCGCUCCUCCGGACGCUCCACGCCAUGGAGAAGCGGGUCCUCGGCGUCUGCUUCGGCCACCAGGUCCUGUGCCGGGCGCUGGGCGGGAGGGUCGGCAAGGCGCGGCACGGGUGGGACGUCGGGGUGAAGAAGGUGACCUUCGUGCGGGACCUGGAGGGCUUCGGCUUCCUGGGAGGUCUCGAGGAGCUCCCGUCGAGCGCCUCCCUCGUCGAGGUCCACCAGGACGAGGUGUGGGAGCUCCCGCCGGGGGCGACGGCGCUGGCCUACUCGGAGAAGACGCGCGUGGAGGCGUUCGCGGUGGGCGAGCACGCGCUAGGCAUCCAGGGCCACCCGGAGUACACCGCCGACAUCCUCCACAACCUCAUCGACCGCCUCACCGGCCAGAGCGCCAUCCCGGCGAGCGUCGGCGAUGAGGCGCGACGGACGGUGGCGGAGACCGGCGGCCCUGACCGCGUGUUCUGGACGGGCCUCUGCAAGAGGUUUCUCAGAGGUGGAGAAAGCAGCAGCCCGCGGCCUCCGCCGGUGCGUGACAUGGCGCCGGAGGCGAUGAUGACCAGCCUCGCCGUCACCGACUGCCCUGACCGCGCGUUCUGGAUGGGCCUCUGCAAGCGGUUUCUCGGAGGUGGAGGAAGCAGCCCGCGGCCUGCUGCGCCGGUGCGUGACACGGCGCCGGAGGUGAUGAUGACCAGCCUCGCCGCCACCGGCUGCUUCGGUAGCGCCGCCGCCGGCCGCCGCUCCAAUGGUCAACUUGUUGGCUCGCAGCGCUAGCUUUGCUGGAGUUGCGCGUACGUAGUAGCAGCCUUUUCGCCGCAUGGUAGGAGAGGCGUUGACUUGAAUAUGGUUCUAGAUACUUUGGUGUGUACAAACUUCAUGAUACUUCACCCCACCAUACCGCUGCACCGUUCUUCUUGAUUUUAUUAGAGUAUUGAAUUUAUCUUGGUUAACAAUAUAAUCACAAUGGCCGGAUCUUGCCUAUUGAAUCCAA